This is a messenger RNA of Trichomycterus rosablanca, 7093 nucleotides long. It is a transcript of the gene sec24c, whose product is annotated as SEC24 homolog C, COPII coat complex component. The transcript has 24 exons. The record is from RefSeq and is a predicted model, not a curated record. The coding region runs from base 337 to 3993 and encodes 1218 amino acids. NCBI's taxonomy places the organism in Eukaryota, Metazoa, Chordata, Actinopteri, Siluriformes, Trichomycteridae. Gene Ontology annotation, molecular function: zinc ion binding; SNARE binding. Gene Ontology annotation, cellular component: COPII vesicle coat; endoplasmic reticulum exit site. Gene Ontology annotation, biological process: intracellular protein transport; COPII-coated vesicle cargo loading; endoplasmic reticulum to Golgi vesicle-mediated transport.
UUUACACACAUGGGUGUUUACACGCACACAUUCAAGGUGUUACAUCCAUAACAGAUGACGUCGAGAGACAAACUCUGACGGAUCCGGAUGUGGACGUGGCACAAAGUUGCUGUGUUUCCGGCGCGAAUGUCACCGCGGUGCUAAUGCAGCUUCGACUGUAGGAAUCGAGUAAAAGAGAAGGAUUAACAGAACUAGCUAGCGGUGAUUCUCUGCAGUUGUUCUCGCAUAUGUUUUAGAUCGACUGUGGAUCUCAGUAAUCCACCAGAAGGAGGGAUUUUGCUUUGAAGUGUCUAUUUAAAUAUCGGUUUAUAUCGGAGCUUCAGUGAUGAACUGAAAAUGAAUGUCAACCAGCAACCUCACAUGGCCUCUCCUUAUGGGCAGCCACAACCCGGCUACCAGGGCUACGCCCAGCCCGCUUACGGGGGUCAACAGGUGCCAGGAGGUUAUGCAGCUCCAUACAAUGGGCCUGCCUCUAAUUACCAAUCAGGCCCACAUCAAGGUUAUUCUCCUUAUGCAAGCUUUCCCUCUAAGGCUCUUACUGCAAACUUAGUUACUGACCUGUCCUCUUCCUCUCCUGUUGACUUGGGUAUGAGAGGACCUCCAACAUCCGAUGCACCUCCAGUGUCUGCUGCUCAGCCAUAUUCUCAGUUUGGGCAGGGUGAUGUACAGAAUGGACCACCACCACCUAUGGGUGCCCCUUCACAGAGGCCACCGGUGUCUCAGCCAUACACUCAAGGGGCAAUGAACCUGUCUGGUCCUCAGCCUACAUAUAACCAGUUUGGAGUGCCACCAACCGGUGUGCAGCAGAUGACCAAUCAGUUGGGAGGCAUGCAGAUUGGAACCACCGUUCCCUCCCCUGUUGGCCCAGGCUAUGCUCCACCUGUCAGCUCCCAGGCUCCCGCCGCUACACCUUAUACACCCUCAGCUCCACCUUCCUCUGUAGCCCCGAUGUCCACUGGUCCUGUUCGUCCCCCACCUAUCCAGGGAACCCCAAACACUCCAUCUCAGUCUUACUAUGGAGCUUCUAAUCCUCCUCAUCAGCCUUUUGCAUCAGCAGCCCCAGCUUUCUCCACUGCUCCUGCCCCACCUCUGGCCUCUCAGCAGACUGCCCCUUUUGUCCCUCCUGCACAGUCUCAGUUUUCUUCAGCACCACCUCCAGCUGCCACUUCAUCAUUUGGAGCUCCUCCACCCCCAGGGCAAGUCUCUUACCCUAGACCACCCCUUGCCACUUCUCAGCCUUCUGCUUUCACUGGUGGGCCUCCACCCACGUCCACCCCAUCUCAGUACCAGGAAGGCAUACCACCCUUGUCUCAACCUUCACCUUUCAAUUCUGGUCUCCCCCCUCCACCAACUAGCGCUGCUGGAUUUCCACCCCAAGGGGGUGCUCCACCCAGGCCCUCGCAUCCAGGCAUGCAGGGCCCACCUAUGGCCUCUCAGGGGCCUCCAAUGUCCCAAGCCAACCAUGUUGGUCCUCCACAGCCUGGUAUGUUCCCUGGGGCUGCAGGAAUGCCUCCACAGCAGCCAGGAAUGCAGGGCUAUCCACCUCAGCAAAAUGGUGCUUUUGGACAGAGAGCUCCUCAGCCCACCUUUGGCGGACCAUAUCCUGGACAACAGGGCUAUGGAGCUCCAUCCGUUGCACAAGCCCCUGCUCCUCCUGCACAGAAGAGACUUCAUCCGGACUCCAUUCCUAGCCCGAUCCAGGUGAUCGAGGAUGACAAAGCAAACAAGGGCAGUGAACUUUUCAUCACUGGGGUCAGAGGUCAAGUCCCACCCCUUGUCACUACAAACUUUCAGGUUAAAGACCAAGGAAAUUCGAGUCCCCGCUAUAUCCGCUGCACAGCCUAUAACAUACCAUGUACCUCAGACAUGGCCAAACAGUCCCAGGUGCCGCUGGCUGCAGUCAUCAAACCCCUGGCUACUCUCCCUUCAGACGAGAGUCCUCCUUAUAUUGUUGACCAUGGAGAAGUUGGUCCCAUUCGCUGUAACCGCUGUAAGGCCUACAUGUGUCCCUACAUGCAGUUCAUCGAGGGAGGGCGGCGCUUUCAGUGUGGCUUUUGCAGUUGUGUCACAGAAGUGCCUCCUCAUUACUUUCAGCAUCUGGACCACACAGGAAAGCGUGUAGACUGCUACGAGCGCCCAGAGCUCUCUAUGGGCAGCUAUGAGUUUGCAGCCACAGUGGAUUACUGUAAGAACAAUAAGAUUCCUCAGCCUCCUGCAUAUGUCUUCUUGAUUGAUGUGUCAUACAAUGCUGUGAAAAGCGGCAUGGUCAGCAUUGUAUGCCAGGAACUUAAGAGCUUGUUGAACUACUUACCCAGAGAGAACCCCAAUAUGGAGUCCAAUGUUCGAGUAGGAUUUGUAACCUACAACAAAGUCCUGCACUUCUACAAUGUGAAGGCCUCUCUAGCCCAGCCUCAGAUGAUGGUAGUAUCAGAUGUGGCCGACAUGUUUGUACCUCUGCUCGAUGGAUUUCUGGUCAAUGUAUCAGACUCCAGGGUUGUCAUUGAAAGUUUGUUGGACCAGAUUCCUGAGAUGUUUGCUGACACACGAGAGACAGAGACAGUAUUUGCCCCUGUUAUCCAGGCAGGACUGGAAGCCCUAAAGGCUGCAGAUUGUGCUGGAAAGCUGUUCGUCUUCCACACUUCUCUGCCCAUUGCUGAGGCUCCUGGCAAGCUGAAGAACAGGGAGGAUAAAAAACUUGUGGGCACAGACAAGGAAAAGUCAUUAUUCCAGCCCCAGAUAAACUUCUACGCUAACCUGACAAAGGAAUGUGUAGCACAGGGCUGCUGUGUGGAUCUGUUCCUCUUUCCUAAUCAGUAUGUGGACGUGGCGACGUUAGGAGUGGUGCCCACCUCAACAGGAGGUUCCAUUUACAAAUACACAUAUUUUCAGGCGCAGUCUGAUCAGGAACGCUUCCUGAAUGAUCUGAGAAGAGCUGUUCAGAAGCAGAUGGGCUUUGAUGCAGUGAUGCGUGUCCGCACUAGCACUGGUAUCAGAGCCACAGACUUUUUUGGCUCAUUCUACAUGAGCAACACCACAGACGUAGAGCUGGCAGGUCUGGAUUGUGACAAGACGGUCACGGUAGAGUUCAAACAUGACGACAAGCUCAGUGAGGAGACUGGUGCUCUUAUCCAGUGUGCUGUCCUGUACACCAGUUGUAGCGGUCAGCGGCGACUGCGUGUCCACAAUAUGGCAGUGAACUGCUGUGCCCAGCUGUCUGACUUGUACAGGAACUGUGAAACAGACACCAUAAUAAAUUUCUUUGCUAAAUCUGCAUUCCGCAGUGUUCUGAACCACCCUACCAAGAAUGUGCGGGACAGUCUAGUCAACCAGUGUGCGCAGAUCCUGGCAUGCUAUCGCAAGAACUGUGCUAGCCCCUCUUCUGCUGGACAGUUGAUUUUACCAGAGUGCAUGAAGCUGCUCCCUGUGUAUCUGAACUGUGUAGUGAAGAGUGAUGUGCUGCAACCUGGGGCAGAUGUUUCACUAGAUGAUCGUGCCUACCUGAGACAGCUGGUCAGCGCUAUGGACGUGGCUGAGAGCCAUGUGUUCUUUUAUCCACGCCUGCUUCCAAUGCACGAGUUGGACGUAGACAGCGACGCUCUGCCUGCGGCAGUGAGGGAUUCAGAGGAAAGACUGUCCAAGGGUGGCAUGUACCUGCUGGAGACAGGCCUGCAACUCUUCCUCUGGGUGGGGGCUAACACACAGCAGGAACUCCUCCAGAACAUCUUUGGCACCCCUGCCUUCAGUCAAAUCGACCCCAGCAUGACGUCUUUGCCGGUGCUGGAUAAUCCAUACUCCCAGAGGCUGAGGGAGAUUAUUGAAACGUUCCGUGUGCAGCGCUCUCGCUACAUGAAGCUGAUUGUAGUAAAGCAGGAGGACAAACUGGAGCUCAUCUUCAAGCACUUCCUCGCAGAGGACAAGAACAACAGCGGCGGUUCCUCCUACGUGGACUUCUUGUGUCACAUGCACAAGGAGAUUCGCCAGCUCCUGAGCUAGGAACACCCCGCUUCUCUCUUUUUUUAUUUGGCAUAUUAAAAUCUGUCCUCCCCUCAUCUCUACUCUAAUGUAACCUCCUCCAGAGUGAGGGACAAAAUCACUUCUCUCUAUGCUCUGUCACAUUCUGGUGUGUCUUGUUUCGGUUUUGGGGAAGGUGUGUGCGCACGUGUGUGCGCACAUGUGUGUAAGCAAGAGUGUGUGGAUGAAUUCAUUACGAAUGGAUGUAUGAGAGAUGUUUUCUGUGAGCCACCAAUCCCCAUAACUGAAGGAACUGAUGAUCCAGCAGAAAUCAAAUCAAAAGCUGAGGUGCAGGAUUCACAUUGUGUUGAUGAGGAUGCAGGUGAACGGGCUAUAAAUGUGUGUGUGUGUGUGUGUGUGGACUGUGUGGAAACACUUGCCCUGCACUGUAGCUGCUAGUAGACAGCAUUAUUGAUUCAACCUGAUUUUCUUAACAGUGAAAUACAAAAUUCUGAACGUAGAAUGAACGUAGACAAAUUAAUGCUUCUGAAUAACUUAUUGCUUUCCAUCUUUUGUUUUCUUUCCCUUCCUACGUAUUAUCCAUGGUCUUGCGUACCCCAUCUCAUUUUUCACUCACAAUCCCCCCCAGUCUUUGUGUUGUUUUUUUUGUCAUUCUAAGCUUCAUUUUAAAGUGUGCAACGUCCCUUUGAUGGAGAUUAUUUCAUAAGCAGAGUGUUCUGGUGUGCCGUUUACUGUCCGUACGUCUAACUGUUCUGAUAUAACACUCACUAUAAAAAUUCUAUGCAUCAGCUUAGUCUGGAAUGUAUACCGAUGUAAUGGAGAGAGCCUGAUGCCUCGAUUCGUCUAGUAGACACUUAAGGGCCGUUUUCAGCCUCUGUUUUAGGUGGUUAUUCAUAUAGCGGGAGCUCUGAGAAUGGAUGUAGGAUUCUCCUAUUGUGGAGAGUGUAUGGGUCCUACUAGAAACUUCUGACUGGCCAGAUGAGCACACAUAAGCCAACUGGUUAGACUUAAUACAGUUGAGCUUCUUGUAAAGAGGAUGGGAAUUGUAGUCCAGGUGGUAGCAGAAAGCUUCAGUACUAGAGCAUUUAUUGCCGCACCAAUCAGCAUUCACAACAGUAGCAAUCCCUCACCUUGUCAUGUUGCUGGUGGGUAUGGCUGCCAGUCAUUCAGCCUAAUAAGUAUAGCUUGGCUGUAGCAAAUUGAACAUGACUGGUGUUUUGGAUGCCUUGAAACAAGGUCUGUCUCAGUUGUGUGUUUUAACCACAACUGACUGUUUUAUUGACACCUGGCAACCUGACGUAUAGCUAAUGUUUGUUCUUUUGUAAUAUGCUGCAUCUUUUAAACAACAGACUGUUUGGAUCUUUGUAACAAAAGCAGCUAACCUAAGUGACGAAAUUGACACUUCAUUGCUGCUGCUGUGAACGCAUGGGUAACAUCUGUAUGUGGCCACUGGUGCAUCCCAAAAAAUUGGCCUAAAAGUACUGUAAUGCAGGGUUUUUUGUUUGUUUGUUCCUCUUUUCUCUUUUAGGUUAUGACCCAGUGCUAACCUGUAUCAUGCAUCAUGGAUUAUUUUACAAUCAGAUAUUAUUUUCUAAAUCUCAUGUGAAGAGUUAUAAUCCUGGGGCAGAAGGGUUACAGUGCUGGCUUCCACCGACCUAAACCCGGCUGCCUCUGUCCUUACCAUCUUUCUAUUGAUUAUUAUCUUUGUACAAUAAAAGCAUAUAGAACGGGUGGCGGGAGGGAUUUACAACUGCCUAUUUUUGAACCAUUUUUAAGCAUGUGCAGGAUUGUGAUCUGAAAAGCAAUCAACACCAAAUAUCUUGUCAUCACAUUUAUAACAUGUACAUAAUUAAAAUCACAUUUUAAAAAGGAUGUUCGGUUAGUGUGCUUUGUUGGAGGGUUUCAGCUAGUACAAGUGACUCAUUAUAGUACCUACGAACACUUAGAAUGGAAGAGUUGCACCAUCCUAGACUUUUUUUCCUCAUUGUUGAGCCAAGUCCUCAACAGCAGAGGUUCCUAACCACCAUGACAGAGACUGGUUUCUGGUCCAUGAAUCAUCUGAGCUUAUUAAUCUUAACCUCAUAAUCAAACUGCUUUUUAACAAAACUAACAUGUAUACACUGGCCAGUGGUAGCUCAGUGGUUGAGGUACUGGAUCAGUGAUCAUUAGGUCGCUUGUUCAAACCCCACCUCCACCAAGUUGCACUGUUGGUCCCCAAACUCUCAAAUUCUUGUUGUAUUCAGUCAUAAGUCGUUUUGGAUACAAGUGUCUGCAAAGUGUUCGAGCUUUAAGAUGAUCGCUGACGGGAGGGUGUGUCUUACUGUCCUACUGUAAUCUCAACCGUAUGUACAAAAUCAGAUCCUUGUGAAAUUCUUUUAGAACGGAGGGAUCUGCCUUUAAAUAUUGACUUGUCCUAUUCUGUUUUUUUUUGUAAUUAUUUGUACCAUCUCCAUGCCUGCUUUUGCACCAUAUCGCACUUCAUCACCAGUGUUUGUGGUUUUAAUUUAGAAUUCAUGACACGUUUUAUCCCCCCCUUCAAUUCUGAAUAAAUACCUACAUUUAAAAAAACAAAAAUCGUUGGCUCUUCCAAUGUAAUAAAUCCAGUUAUUAUAUCAGAACCUUUGGAAGCAAUCUGAUGUAACAGUGUGCAUUGUUUCUGAUAUUAACUUUAUUAGAAAUUGUAUGUGCUCAGAAAUGGCAUUACAGGAGAAGUUUGACAAAGAGAUGACCAAUAAAAAUGGACUGUUAAAAUAUGAAACCUCCUGUUUUCACACUUUACAGUCACUACACUCAUCUAAACAACAUUGACUUGUUGGCAGUGUCUCUCUAAAAUCCAAAUAUACACCUUGGCGUUGCUGGAACCUUUACACAUAUCCAAGUCACCCAUGUUGUGGUCACUGAUACCCCCCGCCUCCACCCAUACCACAAGAGAUGCUGGUUUUCCAGUCUUGAGAUUCCCAAAAUUAUGUCACAGUAUUAGUUUGUGAAAGACCCUGAGUCAUUUGCAAUAUUGCGCUUAGACAUUUUUUUUUAAUUUUUCUCAGGAACUUGGUAUAAAGUAGUGAGCCACAACCCAUCUUGGCUUUUGUCAGUUAAAUAAAGGUUCAUGAGAAUUAACAAA